CAUCUUCUACACUCGUUUUUCUUUUCCAAAUCUUUUUCCGGAAUUUUCUCUCAUUUUCUCAGAAACCAAACAGCCUCUACUCAUCGUGACUUAACCCGGUUACUAUAUACGGAAGUAUAUACUCACCUUUAUUUGUCUUUAUUCCUUUAUUUUUCUCGGUCUCCGAGACUACAGAAUCAUAAAAUUCUUCCCGAGAAGUGGACUUCUGUGUUUUUUUUUUUCUCGGAUCAAUCACCGCUGAAAAUUGAUUUCCCGAGAAUCUUGAAGUUCCCUCUGAAGGUGGUAUUGCUUGGCGGUUUCACUCCCAUCAAGCCUUUGAAGGAAAAUGUCUCAGAAGAUCAUGCCUUCCAUGCAGCCUGUUAAACCGUUACAGGCAGACUAUAGUCUUGUCGAUUCACCAAUCUCUGAACGCCUUGAGAGCUCCUCCGGUUUAAGUGUGCAGAGGGCUGAAAUUAUCAGCUCUACUAUUUCUGGAAAUAGUGGAUUAAAGAAUGAGGCGAAUGAAAUUGCUGAUCAUGUUGGGGACAUGGGUAACACAAAUGAGGAUUCUCCAUAUAGUGGGCAUAAUACUUCAAAUGGAGUGCUGCCCUCAAUUGGUGAUGGAGAUCUGGGUGCUGCUCUUCCUCCCUUGCCUUCGAGCUCAGUGUCUCAGAGUAAUGAACACAGGUGGAGCGACACAAGUGCAUAUGCUCGGAAGAAGAUGUUACAAUCUUGGGUCCAACUUCCAAACGGUAACUGGGAGCUGGGGAAGAUAUUGUCAACUUCAGGAGAAGAGUCUGUUAUUUCAUUCCCUGAAGGAAAAGUUUUAAAUGUAAGAUCAGAGAUUCUAGUACCGGCAAACCCUGAUAUUCUUGAUGGCGUAGAUGAUCUCCUGCAACUAAGUUACUUAAAUGAGCCAUCAGUGUUGUACAAUCUCCAGUACAGAUACAAUCAAGAUAUGAUAUAUACUAAAGCAGGACCAGUAUUGGUGGCUGUAAACCCCUUCAAGGAGGUUCCUUUAUAUGGUGAUCGCUACAUUGAGGCAUACAAGAAUAGGUCGAUUGAGAGCCCUCAUGUAUAUGCAAUUGCGGAUACAGCAAUUCGUGAAAUGAUACGGGAUGAAGUUAAUCAAUCUAUCAUCAUCAGUGGAGAGAGUGGAGCCGGAAAAACUGAGACGGCAAAGAUAGCUAUGCAAUACUUGGCUGCUCUUGGAGGCGGAAGUGGGAUAGAGUACGAUAUACUGAAGACGAAUCCCAUCUUGGAAGCAUUUGGAAAUGCAAAAACAUUGAGAAAUGAUAAUUCCAGUCGUUUCGGGAAGCUGAUAGAGAUUCAUUUCAGUGAAACUGGAAAGAUCUCGGGUGCUAAAAUUCAAACCUUUUUACUUGAAAAGUCUAGAGUGGUCCAAUGCGCUGAAGGAGAAAGGUCCUACCAUAUAUUUUAUCAGCUAUGUGCUGGGGCUUCACCUGAGCUUCGAGAAAAGCUUAAUUUGAUGAGUGCUCAUCAAUAUAAAUAUCUGAGGCAGAGUAAUUGCUAUUCAAUCAACGGAAUUGAUGAUGCUGAACGUUUUCAAACUGUCAUUGAAGCCCUAGACAUUGUACAUGUUACUAAAGAAGAUCAUGCCAGUGUAUUUGCAAUGCUUGCUGCAGUGUUAUGGCUGGGGAAUGUUUCCUUCACCAUUAUUGAUAAUGAAAACCAUGUUGAACCUACAGAAGAUGAAAGUUUGUCAACUGUUGCUAAACUAAUUGGGUGCACCAUUAAUGAGCUUAAACUAGCUCUAUCGAAACGUAAGAUGAGAGUUGGGAAUGAUACUAUUGUACAGAAGCUAACACUAUCACAGGCCAUUGAUACAAGAGAUGCUUUAGCCAAAUCAAUCUAUGCCUGCUUAUUUGACUGGCUGGUUGAACAAAUCAACAAAUCUCUUGCAGUGGGGAAGAGGCGAACUGGCAGAUCCAUCAGCAUUCUAGAUAUCUACGGCUUUGAAUCAUUUGAUAAAAAUAGCUUCGAGCAGUUCUGUAUUAAUUAUGCAAACGAGAGACUACAGCAACAUUUCAAUCGUCAUCUUUUCAAACUAGAACAGGAGGAAUAUAUCCAGGAUGGCAUUGAUUGGACAAAAGUUGAUUUUGAAGAUAACCAAGAUUGUCUUAAUCUCUUUGAAAAGAAACCAUUGGGACUGCUCUCUCUGUUGGAUGAGGAAUCCACAUUUCCGAAUGGGACAGAUUUAACACUUGCCAACAAGCUUAAACAACAUUUAAAUUCUAAUUUGUGCUUCAGAGGUGAACGAGGGAAGGCUUUCACAGUUGCGCACUAUGCAGGAGAGGUUACAUAUGAUACGAUUGGAUUUCUAGAGAAGAACAGAGACUUGUUGCACUUGGAUUCUAUUCAACUCUUGUCCUCUUGUUCUUGCCACCUUCCUCAAGCAUUUGCUUCUAGUAUGCUCGUCCAAUCCGAGAAAUUUGUUGUCGGUCCUCUAUAUAAAGCAGGUGGAGCUGAUUCCCAAAGACUCAGUGUAGCAACAAAAUUUAAGGGUCAACUUUUCCAGCUGAUGCAACGUCUGGAGAGCACCACCCCGCAUUUCAUUCGCUGUAUAAAGCCAAACAAAGUUCAGUCUCCUGGGUUAUAUGAGCAAGGCCUUGUAUUGCAGCAGCUACGGUGUUGUGGGGUCCUAGAGGUAGUUCGGAUUUCACGGUUCGGAUUUCCUACAAGAAUGUUUCAUCAGAAGUUUGCACGGAGGUAUGGGUUUCUUCUACUGGAGGACAUUGCAGCAAAAGAUCCUCUAAGUGUUUCUGUUGCCAUACUUCAUCAAUUUAACAUCUUACCAGAGAUGUAUCAAGUUGGCUACACCAAACUCUUUUUCCGGACUGGCCAGAUCGGAGUUCUUGAAGAUACAAGGAAUCGUACUCUCCAUGGCAUUUUACGUGUUCAAAGCUCGUUCAGAGGGCACCAAGUUCGGUGUCAUAUGAAAGAGCUUAAAAGAGGGAUUGCUAAUCUCCAGUCAUUUGUUCGUGGAGAAAAAGUGAGGAAAGAGUACAUGGAGUUAUUGCGGAGGCAUAGAGCUGCCAUUGUUAUACAAAGCCAGGUUAAGAGCAAGAUCUCCAGGAAACAGUACAUGGGCAUGCUUGAUGCAUCGGUUGUGAUACAAUCAGUGAUUCGUGGUUGGUUGGUGAGACGAUGCUCUGGUGAUAUUGGAUGGCUAAAAUUUGGAGGCACCAAGAGAAACGAGUCAGACGAGGUGUUAGUGAAGGCGUCAGUACUUGCUGAACUUCAGCGGAAGGUUCUUAAGGCUGAGGCUGCUCUGCGUGAGAAAGAAGAAGAAAACGAUAUUCUUAAGCAAAGACUCCAGCAGUAUGAGAACCGAUGGUCCGAAUACGAGACGAAAAUGAAAUCCAUGGAAGAAAUCUGGCAAAAACAAAUGCGAUCAUUGCAAUCCAGUCUCUCUAUUGCAAAGAGAAGCUUAGGAGGAGCCAAUGACUCCGAAAGAAACUCGGAUGCAUCAGUAAAUGCAAGCGAUGGUACAGACUGGGAUUCGGCGGGUAAUUUCAGGUCCCAAACGAGCAACGGAGGGACAAGGCCUAUGAGCGCGGGUUUGAGCGUUAUAAGCCGUUUGGCUGAGGAAUUCGAACAAAGAGCUCAAGUUUUCGGGGAUGAUGCAAAGUUCUUGGUGGAAGUGAAAUCUGGUCAGGUGGAAGCAAAUCUGUAUCCGGAUCGGGAACUUCGUAGGUUGAAGGAGAUGUUUGAGAAGUGGAAGAAGGACUACGGGACGAGACUGCGGGAAACGAAAGUGAUACUUAACAAGCUCGGGAACGAUGAAUCAGGAGGAUCAUUGGAGAGAGUGAAGAGGAAAUGGUGGGGAAGGAGGAAUAGCACUAGGUACUUUUGAGUAUCAUUUCUUUCGAUUUUUAGAAGCAAAAUCUUCGGAAUUUGAUUCGAAUCUGUUGGGUUCUUGGGGUUUAUUUUUUCGAUUUUGUGGCCAUUGAAGUUGCAAAGUAGUAGUGAUACAUUGUAAGUGAGUGACAUGUUUGCCACGAUGUGAAGGAUUGUAUUUAUAAGUGAGGCUUCUGCUUCUUACUUUUUUUUUUUUUAUAUA
This is a messenger RNA of Tarenaya hassleriana, 4063 nucleotides long. RefSeq names its product myosin-1-like. Gene Ontology annotation, biological process: vesicle transport along actin filament; actin filament organization. NCBI's taxonomy places the organism in Eukaryota, Viridiplantae, Streptophyta, Magnoliopsida, Brassicales, Cleomaceae. Bases 326 to 3856 code for a protein of 1176 amino acids. The record is from RefSeq and is a predicted model, not a curated record. Gene Ontology annotation, molecular function: microfilament motor activity; ATP binding; actin filament binding. The transcript is spliced from 24 exons. Gene Ontology annotation, cellular component: myosin complex; actin cytoskeleton; vesicle.